Hippocampus zosterae (dwarf seahorse) is the source of this 1046-nucleotide messenger RNA. It is a transcript of the gene pir, whose product is annotated as pirin. The transcript has 10 exons. Gene Ontology annotation, molecular function: quercetin 2,3-dioxygenase activity. Lineage: Eukaryota; Metazoa; Chordata; Actinopteri; Syngnathiformes; Syngnathidae. Gene Ontology annotation, biological process: monocyte differentiation. Bases 138 to 1004 code for a protein of 288 amino acids. Gene Ontology annotation, cellular component: nucleus. The record is from RefSeq and is a predicted model, not a curated record.
UAAAUUCUUUCGGCAAGAAAUCGCUGCGUCACCGUAAUUAUUAGCCACGCCCACCGAAUGACUUCCGUGUUUUGGGAGUGCAAAUAAACAGAAAAUAACGUAGACACUUGGAUUCACUAUCUUGAAGCACAAUAAACAUGAGAAAAGUGGAGAAAACUGUACUGAGUGUCGAACAGACUGAGGGAGUUGGCGCUCGUGUUCGCAGAAGCAUUGGUAGAAAAGAGUUGGAGAACCUGGAUCCUUUUCUAAUGCUGGAUGAGUUUCGUGUCUGCAAGCCUGCAGGUUUUCCAGACCACCCUCACAGAGGUUUUGAAACGGUAACAUAUGUGUUGGAAGGGGCCAUAGCCCAUGAAGACUUCUGUGGCCAUUCAGGGCGACUGAAACCUGGCGAUCUGCAAUGGAUGACUGCAGGAAGGGGAGUGGUUCAUGCUGAGAUGCCCAUGUCUGAGGAACCCUUGGUGGGUUUGCAGCUGUGGGUGAACCUGUCCAGGCAGAAUAAGAUGGUGCAACCAGCCUAUCAGGAACUGCAGAGCUCAGAUAUCCCCAAAGUGACUCACGGUGGGGUCACUGUGACUGUGAUAUCUGGAGAAGCCUUGGGAGGAAAGUCCAAGGUCUACACAAGGACACCGACAAUGUAUUUGGAUUUUGUGCUGAAGAUUGGAGCCCAACAUGUACAGCCAGUUCCAUCAGGAUGGACUGCCUUCAUUUACACUCUCUCAGGAACCAUUCAUGUUGGCCCUGAUGAUUGGCAGCAGAAGGUGGAGCCCCAUCACACGGUGGUUUUUGGAGAUGGGGACAGUGUUGGAUUUGAAAACAAGGGUUCCGACAUUUGCCAUUUUGUCCUGAUAGCUGGAGAACCCAUCAAUGAGCCUGUGGUGAAGCAUGGUCCAUUUGUAAUGAACACGCAGGAAGAGAUCAACCAGGCUAUCAGUGAUUACAGAAAUGGUCAAAAUGGCUUUGAGCGAGCUUUAAACUGGCGAUCUCAGAUCCGAGAUUCUCUUUAACCAUUAUGUUGUACAAAAUAUAUUGUUUGCUGCUUGCAGCUA